AAAGGACGGCAACUCUCAGCGAGGCCGAAUGAUGUAGCAUCGUGGUAUGACGUCCUUCUUAUCAGAUAGACACGACGACGGACACUGCACAGGGCAUCUCUGAGCCGCGGUCUGCAGAAGAAGAACAGAAUCUCUCGCAGUGUCAUGCCGGACACCGGAAACACUGAGUUUUCAUCACACGGCUAUUGGUUGCAGCGUUGGACCACGAAAGACUCGCCUUGGACUCGAAAUGGAAUUCAUGGACUCCUUCGAGAAAACGCUGCCGCUGUCCUAGAUGGCAAGCGUGAGGGAAGCGUGUUCCUUCCCAUGUGCGGAAAUGCUGGCGAACUCAAGUGGUUCUACGACCAAGGCUUUCGUGUGGUGGGUGUCGAGUUUCUGGAGACGGUGGCUCGGAGCUUCUUUGCCAACCACAACAUGGCGGCUCUAGAAGGCCGCUCUGCCGUAAACGGCUGCAAGAUCCUUUACACGCCCGACUUAAGGUUGAGCAUCUACAUCUGUGACCUGUACACCUUCAACAAGGACUGCGAAGGCACCAUGGAUAUCGUGUGGGACCGCGGCGGUUUGGUGUCUAUCAAGGAGGAGGAUAGAAAGAGGUACGUCACUCUUCUGAAGUCUCUCCUGGCGCACAAUUUUUCCUACGCUUUGUACGCCACCGAGUACGAAGACACUGCGUUCGAAGGCUUCCCACGGAGUGUGUCGCUUCCCGUGAUCCAGGAGCUCUAUGGGGACGACUACGAGAUCACAAGAAUGGGUAUCACCUUCGUUGAGCGCUCCUAUGUGAGAUCGAAACUGAUCAAGGAAACGCUGUGGCACCUCAAGAAACCUUGCACUCAAGGCUAGUUGUUUGGCCACGUAAACGAAACGGCGUUGAAAACUCGUAGACAUACCAUCUCAAAAAUAAAAUCUUUUUCACUUGUUUGUAGACAAACUGCGGGUAACAAAGGUAAUUAUUUAUAUGUGUAUUUUAGUUCACUGUUAUCUUAUCUUUUAUCACAUGGAGCCCUGAUACAACCCUGAAUAGCAUUUCGGGGUCCUGCCUAUGUUCAGCUAUGAUUUUAUUAUAUGUAUAGAUGAAAUAAUAAGUUAAUUGACUGAUUCUUUGACAGGUUGUUAUGAACAGCCAGUUGUCUUGCAACCUUGCCAUACUAGCAGCUGCGGCACUCUUGGCGGCUGCUAAGCGCGCUGUACCAACUGACCACGAAUAUAGUGAGGUCGCGGAGAGCCUGCGAAUAUCGUUGCCCUGGGCUCUUGUGAAAUUCAUGGCGGUGUUAGAUUUUCUGAAAUGAAUGCAACGACAGGAUUGACGAACGACACCCCAAAAUAAAUCAACAUAAUAUUUUCUUGGAACAUUUUGACUGCGAAAACAUUUUUAGGGCGACUCAACGAGAAAACUGCGCGUCCCCGCGUCCACUCCCUGUCGCGUACGACGAAGCCCUAUAAACAAGUAAAUAUCUAAAGCACAAUCAGU
Messenger RNA from Rhipicephalus sanguineus (brown dog tick), 1468 nucleotides. RefSeq names its product probable thiopurine S-methyltransferase. Gene Ontology annotation, molecular function: thiopurine S-methyltransferase activity. The record is from RefSeq and is a predicted model, not a curated record. The transcript is spliced from 9 exons. NCBI's taxonomy places the organism in Eukaryota, Metazoa, Arthropoda, Arachnida, Ixodida, Ixodidae. Bases 145 to 840 code for a protein of 231 amino acids.